AUUAUUUUUAAUAUUUCAGCAGUGAAAUUUAAAAUUCAGGAUUCGAAUCAUGCAACGUUCAUCGAUUAGGUUCGUACGAGGCUUGUCCGGGCGAUCGAGUGCAUCGCAACUGCUUGUUGUCAGGCCUAAUAUUGCGUGCUCCCAAAAGCUGGGAUUUGCUAAGGACAGUGGAGAGAAAACGGCGUUGGAAUCGCGAUCCGGAAACACGAUGAGCAGUGCCGCAGCCUUAAAAAGGGACAUGACUGUGCCACGGCGAAUGGUGCGCGAGGACAACAUGUGGACCGAUCCACAGUACAUGGAUACUAGGUGGCUGCGUCCCCGCGAUCCUCGACGCUACAAGCCGGACUUUGCCCAGACCGAGCCGCAUUCGUUGCGCAUCCAGUUUAUGCGCAGCCCCGACGAGCGUACUCGAAAUGCGAUGGGACGCGACUGGGAGGCACUGAAGCGCGUCGCUGAAGGUAGAAGGCGCCAGAGCAUCUCAGCCAAUCUAAAGCAGGAACAGAACUUUGUUAAUAUGGGGUCUAACAAGGAACUGGGUCACCCGCAGAAAUGAGCCAUGCGUUAGCGACCAAUUGGCAAAAAGUAGACCGCAGUAGAUCGGACAUAUCGAAUUUAUCUCGAACUGUAGAUAUAAUAAUUAAUCAAUUUAACCCGCAUUUGCGUGCACCCAGUAUCCGGCCGUUCCAAUCGAUAUCUAUAUUUUUGCCAAGAUUGUUUCCGAAUGAAAAAACUAAACGGAACACCAGUGUAAUGCGGACGAAAAAUGGUGAAAGCCCAGGGGAUGUAUACAGGUAGUAGUUUUUAUUUGGACCUAUUUCAAACAGUCGUUGACCAGCUCCCUGUACAACUCUGAUCCGGUAUCACUAUUUGAAUCCUAAAUCGGACGGCAAUUUUUUAAUAUUACUAU
This is a messenger RNA of Drosophila hydei, 907 nucleotides long. RefSeq lists its product as uncharacterized. The coding region runs from base 50 to 553 and encodes 167 amino acids. The transcript is spliced from 2 exons. The record is from RefSeq and is a predicted model, not a curated record. Lineage: Eukaryota; Metazoa; Arthropoda; Insecta; Diptera; Drosophilidae.